This is a messenger RNA of Labeo rohita (rohu), 2309 nucleotides long. RefSeq lists its product as uncharacterized. The coding region runs from base 518 to 1714 and encodes 398 amino acids. The record is from RefSeq and is a predicted model, not a curated record. Lineage: Eukaryota; Metazoa; Chordata; Actinopteri; Cypriniformes; Cyprinidae. The transcript is spliced from 6 exons.
AGAAGAAGAAGAAGAAGAAGAAGAAGAAGAAGAAGAAGAAGAAGAAGAAGACGACGACGACGACGACGACGACGACUCUCAAGGAAUGAACAAUGGCCACUGACCAAGAAGUCGAAGCGAUGGAGGAGGAAGAAGAAAAAGACAGACCGCUUUUUUAAAAUAAGCCAUUAAAAAAAAUAAGAAUUUUAACUUGACAGCGCGUUAAAAUUGUGACACUGAACUCCGAUCAAGUCAAUCACAACGAUAAAGCGUGUUGUUGAUUUUUCGUCGAAUUGGCCAGCGAGUCUUCAGCAAGUCUUGUCGUACAGCAACAUCAAAUGUUUUUUUUUGUCAAAACACGAAUGAAACAACGACUCAGAGCUUGUAUGUGGAGUAAAUGUUUCUGAUAUAAGCUAUAAGAUAUAGUUAGCCAGAUAAUAACUUACUUUCACUUGGCCUGUGAGAGGCCCGACAGGCCUAUUGACAAAACCCAUUUCUACACAAACUGCAUUCAUUUUUAAGUGGAUAAACGGGAAAAAUGAAGAUCUUAAUUUGGCUGACAUUGUGUGGAUUCUUCGUACAGGAUGUUCAUACAAACAGCGAGUCGGUGUCAGUGAAGGAGGGAGAUGCAGUUGGUCUACACACUGGUCUUGAAAUAACCCAAAAAAGCUUUCGAAUUAAAUGGUAUUAUAAUGACACUCGCAUCGUUCAUGUUAAUGGAGAUCGCAGUAUUGACUGUACAGAUGUUCAGUGUAAAGUAGUUGCUGAGAAAUUCAAAGACAGACUGAAUCUAAAUCAUCAGACUGGAUCUCUGACCAUCACAAGCACCAGAACCACAGACUCCGGACUUUACAGACUACAGCUCAUUAGCGAGAGUAGCGUGACUGAAAAGAUCUUCAAUGUUACUGUCAUUGGUGCUUCAGGUGUUGAUAAAGACAGAGUGUCAGUGUCAGUGUCUGUGAUGGUGGGAAAUUCAGUCAAUCUGUAUACUGAUGUUAAAAUAAAACAGGAAGACAGAGUUAAAUGGUUUUGUAAUGAUACACGCAUCUCUCAAGUAAUUAGACAUCAGAGUAUGAUUUGUACAGAUGCUCAGUGUGAAGAAAGAUUCAGAGACCGACUGAAGGUGAAUAAUAAGACUGGAUCUCUGACCAUCACAAACAUCACAAGCACAGACUCUGGACUUUAUAAACUACAGAUCAUCAAUGACGACCGCAGCUUAAUUGAAAAGAGCUUUAAUGUUUCUGUCUUUGAUGCUGCUGCUGAAAUGAAGACAAAGUCAGUGAAGGAGGGAGAAUCUGUCACUUUAGAUCCUGGUGUAGGAGGAAAAGCAAAUGAUGUGAUGGCGUGGUACCAUAAUGGCAUUCGCAUUGCUGAAAUCACUGGCAAUCUGAGUAAGAUCUGUCCAGAAGAUCGGUGUGAUGAGAGAUUCAGAGACAGACUGAAGCUGGAUCAUCAGACUGGAUCUUUGACCAUCACAAACACCAGAACCACAGACUCUGGACUCUAUAUGCUAGAGAUCAUCAGAGGUAGCAGCAGCAGCAGCCGUCGCCGUCGCCGCAGCAUCAGCAUCACCAGUGUGAAAAGCUUCAGUGUUUCAGUCAUUGAAUCACGUUUGUCGUCAGGUGCAAUAGCAGGAAUAGUUGUUGCUGUUGUUCUUUUGGCUGUUGUUGCUGUUGUUGCGAUUUGCAAGCGUGAAAAAAUAUAUACACUAGUACGCCAGAACGAGAACCAGUAGAUGAUCCCUAAUCAAACUGAUGUGAAGUCUGAAGUCAAGUGACAAGGUCCUGUUUGAUUUCAGUGGAGAACUGCCAACUGCUGGUGACACAAGCAACAAUGACGUUUGACGGUUGAGUGUCCGGGCCAAGUUGAGAACAUUUAUCGAGAAAGAGAUUUUUCAAGCUGUAGUGGACAGCAUAUUCCAGGGCCAAGUUUAGGUAAAAAAUGCUUGAUUACAGAAUUAUGGAAGUAAAAUUCAAGGUCAUGGAAUGCUGGUUAGGUAGGUUUUGAUGCUUGUUUAAGUUGGUCCUUUGCUGGUUUAUGCUGGUCCUUGACCAGCAACAUGACCAGCUUAAACCAGCUAAGGACCAGCAUAAACCAGCAAAGGAACAGCUUAAACCAGCAUCAAAACAUACCUACCAGCAUAUGCUGUUUUUUUUCACCAGGGUUUACAGCUGUCUGACUCCUCCUCCUGCAUUUGGGCUAUUUUUAUUAUUAUUUUUUUUUUUGCUAUCGAUUUGUAGAUGUCACACAGUCGGAAACUCGCUUAUCUUUCACCAUCAUCUUCGAAGCACAGCAAGACAUAAUUAAUAACGUAGCUCUGACAUAGCAAC